AUGGAUGUGAGCUUCACGAACGUAUUAGAGGGGGCUCGCCAGUACUUCCAGGGACUGCCGGUACCGAGUACAGGUAGUGCGACCGCGUCAGCGGAUCACAAUCUCGCGACAUCAACGAGUUCCGCCACGUCCAUAUCGUCGUCGCACGACCAUGGCACCGCCUCGUCCGUGGCUCCUCCGUCACCGGCACCACCCGCUCCGCCAGCACCACCGGCACUAUCGUUACCGUCGCAAUCGACUUCGAACGGCAACAACGGUAACGCCAGUGGCGGCGGCGGCGGCGGCGGCGGCGGCAACGGCGGUAGCAACGAUCAGGAAACGAGUCGAUAUCUCAGCGACGUCAGACCGUCGUCGGUGGACAACGCCGCGACCAGUUCCAGCAGCUUCUGGAGCCCAUCCGUCGAACCUUAUCCACCCCAACCGACCAGGGUCGAAGUCCCGGACACGAGGCCAGGCGACGAAGGCUCCUCCAUGGAGGCGAGCUCGUCGUCCUCCAGUAUCAUCACCUUAACGGAAAUGCAGCCGUCGAACGGUCGAUCCUCGUCGACCUCGAAUUUCUCUCAGAAACAGUCGGCCUCGUCCGUCGCGUCGUCUUCGUCGUCCUCCUCGUCGUCCUCGUCAUCGUCGUCGUCCAACGAUCUUCGUCAUCGUUCGCAGCCGACGACCGCGACCACGCCGAGCUCGCCGCAUUUGCAUCAGAUGCAACCGCCUCAGCCGCCGCACUCCCCUGGCCCGGUGUAUCAACAGCUGAACCCCGUGUCCAGAACGUCGUUCUCCACCGCGGAAAUACUCGCCUCGACGCAUCAGUCGACCUAUCAAACUGCCAACGAUCGACAAUCGCAGUCGAACGCGCCGGUGGUAGCACAGAGAACCCAAUACUACCCCCGGUAUCAUCAUCCGGACAUCACUAAGAGCGCCCCGGUACCGUUCACCCAGAACUCGAUCUAUCAGUCGUCGAGCGUGGCCACGGCCACGUCGACGGGCAACGUGCAGCCGGUCACGAGGCCGACCCCGGCCGAGCAGAGCAACGCAAGCGCCGCUUCCGGUCAAGGACACGCUCAGGAGCAAAGAGUGCCACCGAGUUCCUACGGUAAUAACGCAGCACCGCCGGCGAGUAGUACUCCUUCGAUUUACGGCUCGCCAUCGCCGCAGAACUACCGCGUGCCGCAGCAUCAACCGCAGAAUCGAUUAACCUCGUCGAGCAAUCCAGCAACGGACAGGCAGUCGCAUUCGGAAAGAUCGCACUCCUCGCGCGUCUCCUCGUCUCCGUCCUGUUCGUCGGUUAACCCGUGCAGCCCUCGUCACACAGGCAACUUGAGUCACAUUCCUUCGUCGUCUUCGUCCUCGUCGUCGUCGUCGUCGUCGUCAUCGUCGUCCUAUCAGAAUCUUCCGGCGCACAUUCCUUCGUCGCACUUGUCAUCCGUCGGAACAAUGAUUCCUCCGCAUCAUCACGCUCAGCAGCAAUCGCAACAACAGCAGCAGCAGCAGCAGCAGCAGCAACAGCAGCAACAGCAGCAGCAACAACAAUCUCAGAUGCAGCAUCAGCAACAGCUUUCUAGUCGAAUAAACGCGUCCCCGCAUUCGAUGGGACCGAACUCGUACGCUGGUCGAAUGAUCGUUCACGGGGCGUCCGCGACGUCCUCGUCCUCGAACUCGAAUCAGAUGCCACCACCGCCAGCGCUCGGCGGUUAUCAUCCCGUCGCUUCUCCCCAUGACGUUCCUCAUCACGCAACACCCUCGCCGCACAGACAAUCGCCUCACGUGUCCACCCUGCACAAUCCUCACGCCUCUCCUCAUCACACGCCAUCCCCGCACAGCAGCUUCCAGCCGCAUUCGCCGACUUAUCCGCCGCCUCCACCACCUCCGGCCACCUCCACUCCUCACUCGUACAGCCUUCCCAUUACGUCGCAGCAUUAUCAACCGAACACCGGUGGUUACGCCGCGAAUCCGUACGGGCUGUCGCACCAGUCUUCGUAUCAUUCCUUCCAAAAGAAUCCCCAAUCGUCGCACACGCAAGCCAACUAUUACUCGCAGUCCAGUCGAUCUCAGAGCCAAGCGUACGUCCAGCAGAUGCCGAUGCCCGGCCCCGUGCAGUCGAUCUGCUCCGGAAACGGAAACACGAACGGCACCGGUUAUCAACCGAGCAAACCGGUAACGUACAACGGCGCCGAUUCGAAGAGAAACUCGAUGGAGGUCCCUUAUGGCUCCUAUCGAUCCCCGCAGACGUCGGUUCAGAGAAGCGGCAACACGCACAACCUUCCACCCAUCGCCGCUCUCUCGUCCUAUCAUUCCAACAGGCGAGAAUCCGCGAGCAAGGCGCAAUCGGUGCAACGGCAACGCAACUACUCGACCAGCGCAACGAACAAAGUUUCGGUCGUAACGCCGCCCACUUCCUCGAUGGCCGCGCCUCAAAGGGUUCCCGAGUACCCGGUUACUUUGCCGGCCAUGAAUCACGCCAUGCUGGUGAACGGAAGGACGACCACGGUAACGAAUUCCUCUUACAGCAGAUACGCGGCUCAACACGGUUAUCCGCCUUACGCUACUACCAUGGCGCCCAGUCAUCAGGGGAGCAAUUCCUCCAGUAGUACCACCGUUACCUCUAUCGGCCAUACCGUCUCGAGAUCUUCCGUUCCGGUCACCACGAUACACAGCUACCAGACCUCGGACGCCAGUCGUACGGGAUCCUCCGCCUAUCACCAUCAACCUAUAAGGGCUACCGAGGACUACGGAUACAAGGAGUAUGCCUAUCCGAAUUCCACCGCGGCCACGGUUCAAUCCACCGUUACGCCCUCCAUAGUGACUCCGCCACCGCCGCAGACCAACGGCAUUCGGAAACGGGAAUCGCCGUUGGACCUGUCCGUUAAAACCGUCAAGACGUCCGCGGACUCGACCGCUCAGGACGACGUCGAGACGAUCGCGACGGAGAAGCACGUGAGCAGUUCCACCGUGAUCUCGAGGAACAACAGCUCCAGAACCAUGUUACCGCCCCCGACGCAACCACCUCCGCAGCCAGCCGCGUACCCCGCGUACGACAACCGAUUGACCGGUAACACCGGUCGAAGCUUACCGCCGACCAGCGGCAUUCGAAACUCCACGCCUCAGACGGUGUGCGCGCCGAAGGUCGACUUCCUGCCGGACUUCAAUUCUGCACCGCUGCGUCAUCAUCACAGUCAACCGCACGAGAAUACUCUACAGCGGAGAAGUUCGGCGCAGCAGCUCUACGCUCCGCCUCCGCAGUCUCUUUCUUCUCAGCAUCCUAAUAAUACCGCUCCACUGCCCCACAUGUCCACGUUUAAAAAGACUUCACUGCCCACGACGCAGGUGUACGACGCGGUGACCGCGCCAGCGCCGCCUCCGCCGGCCUCGUCGUCCUCCUAUCUGGCGGCCAACGACUCCACCGCCUCCAGAGCCUCCAGGUACCCUCCACCCAUGGUGGAUCCCGGCAGGAUAGGGCCGGCCGCGUUGCCUCUUCAAGAUUACCCGUCCGACCCGUCGAAAUAUUACGUGGACAACAGGAAUAAAUUCAGCCAGCCGCUGCCUCAAAGGGAUCGAACUCCCUCGAAGAGGCCCGGGGAGACGAUUUACGGUGGCGGGGGGCCGAACAAACAGCCCAGGCUCGACACGUGGAUCCAGCAGAGAUUGUCAACGGCGAAAGCGUUGCGCGACCAACAGAAGAGGCAAGAGAUGAAUCUCUCGGUCCCUUUGCCGAACGGCACGCUGGUCGCCUCGAACACCUACGAGCAGAGAUCGGACAACGGAUACUCGUCGUCGGAGUCGGCGAGGUAUCAGCAAGCGUACUGUGAUAAGAGGAAUUACGCGGAGUCUAAGGUCACCCAUAGUUCACCGCCGUACAUUCAUCCCGUGAUCACCAAGCCCGCGAACGUGCACUCUCUGCCGCAAGCCGCCAACCCUGGCCAACCCUCGGCGUACCCGAAUUACAGGCAGAGUCAGAAAAUCAUUGGACCACCGGCUCUACCUGGCGCUACUUCCGGCGGCCAACCGAUGGAUCCGCCGAGCAACACCGGUGCUGAUAAACGAGUGCUCAGCCUGCUCAGGAAUAGCCUGGAGAACAAGCAGCAGAGGGAGGAGCAGAUGAACAGCCAGCAGCCUAUCCUCGCUAAUCAUAGUCAACAGAGUUUUCAGAAUAAGGUUGUUGCACCGGUCGAGCCCAAAACGAACAUCGGAAGACACAACCUGUCACCAUUCACGGCGGCGAGCUUACUGGAACGAAACAGCAACACGCCGCCCCAUUACAAGUUCCAUGUGCCGAGAGCGGUAGACUCGAUCACUCAGGAGGCCCCCCGUAGUUUGUACGCCUCGAGAGUAAAUUCAUCCGCCACGCUACCUGGCAAGGAAGCACUCCUGGGACCCAGAGGAGCCGAGAAUCAGAUUCACCGUGACAAAGACGACGGCCUCGCCGCCAUAUUAGCCGCGAAAAUCAGAACCAAGGCGGAACUGAAACAGGUGGGAACCGGCCAAUUCGCAACGAAACCGACGACUGUGCCCUCCCAGGAUGCGUCGUCAACUCCGAAAGAACUAGACAGCGCCGCUUCAACGUCGACCCCACAGUCCGGUUCGUCGGCAGGUAGCCCCCCGAAAUUAACGCGCGAAAAGGUAGCCUGUCUGCCGCCCCGAAGACGCCUGUUCUCCAGGACGGAAGAGGAGAACAUGCCAGUGGCGGCGACGGUUCCGGUCCCGGCACCACCGCCGGCCAUCGCCUCGAGCGUGCCCGCGCGAGCAAGCGGAUUCAGGAGCUCCUCCGAGACGUCGGUGUUCGACUUCAGGGAGAGCGACUCCGAGGGCGAGAUGCCGGUCCUCGAGAGGCAAACGCUCGAGGAGAUGAGGAGGGACAGAAAACAGCUGUCGAAGGUGCAGCCACCCGUUCCCCUGAACGAUGCCAUGUGCAUGGGCAUGACCUCAUCGUCGGACCUGGUGAAAAUAGAACUGAAGGAGAACGACAAGAUCAGCGAAGUGGACACGUUCUGGUCUACCACGUGCGACAAGUUUAUGGAACAGCUUAGAACGGGGGACGCGAUGAAGAAGCGUGGUCGUAAGAAGAAAGUUAGCUGCACGAUAACGUCGAAGCUCGACGAUACUGGAAACGACAGCAGUAAAGAGUCUGACCCCAAUACGUCCCAGAUCAAGCCCGAGGAUAUCAAGAAGGAACUGCAGGACAUUGACUCGCCUCUGGACAGCAAGGACGAGUCUCCGGAAACGAGUAAGGACGAUGAGUCUUCGAUGAUGAAGGACAUCAAAGUGGAGGUAAAGACAGAGCCCGAGGUGAGCAAGGAGGAGGAGGACAAGAAUUCUAGCGACGAUUCAGACGAGGUGCCGUUAAUUCGACGGGCGAAAAAGAAAAUGAAGAAGGAGGACAGUGAUUGCGAGGAAGAGAUCAUCUGUAGGAAGAGAAGGGUCCGUAGAGGAAGCAGGAUUAAAUUGCAAUCGUCCAGCGGCAGUGAAUCUUCCAGCGAAGAGAGCGAUGCUAGUACCGAGUUUGGUCACGGUUCUUCUGUGGCUGAUAGGCUAAGAGCGAGGAAACGUUGCGCCAACAGCAGCACGGAAGCCGAAGGAAUGAAGCUUAGAUCCAGGGAUACGACGCCGCAAAAGGCCAAGACGGAGAAGGAGUCGAAAGGUUCCACCUCGAAGACCUCUGGCUCGUCUCAGAAGGGAAAGCCAAAGCCUCUGUUCGGGGAUGGUAGCGAUUUCAGGCCCGGUUGGGAGGAGGAGGUGUACGUGUACAAGAAAUCCUUGAGAAUGCCAACUAGGUUGAUCACCGUGUCGAAACCGACCAGGUUUCACAGAUUGUCCACCUCGUUGCCCGAUUUGGAUCCAGGUUCGCCGGCCUUGUCCGUUUCCAUGGAUAGCUCCGACGUGUAUCUGAGCAGAAAGAAACUGGUGGAUAGCGACGUGGAGUCAAACUACAGCUUCAGUGCUACCGGGAUUGGACUGGGAAGCAAGAUAGACGACGAAGAAGCCACGUCGUCUACGACGAUUUCGUGCCCUGCGAAGACCACGAAGCACUCCAAGUCGGAGAACAGUUCCAUCGUUGACGUUUUGGCUCAAAAGGUGGGAACCAGUAAAAAGGAGCAAAAGAGAAAGCAGAAGGAAAGGUCGGAGAAAGGAACGGGUAAGGGGUUGUCGAAGGGUAACAACGAGCCCGAACUGCUUGCGACUCCGAGUCUGACACCACUGUUGGAAACGACUAAAGCGCCCAAGGGCAAACCGCCUGUCAAAGACGGCAAGUCCUUGAAGCCUAUCAAGGUGACGGAUUCGUUCCUACUUGGUUACUUCCGUAAGGAAACGGUCAACAACUUCCGCGACACGUUCAAGAACAAUCACGCCCUUCCGAACGAGUUCUCCACGCUGGUGCUAAAGACCAGAACAAGAACGGAGACGCGAGUGUUGAAGAAACAGGCCACUAUCAGAGAAGUGUUCGGCGAAGAUAGACCGGCCUCAGCGCCCCCUAUGCAGAAUCACGACGACACGUCUCAGGACGACGAUUCGCAAAACGAGACGCUGGAGAACAGGUUAGGCAAAGGGAGAACCUUCAAGCAGAAGGUAGUUUCGCGACUGAAACACGCUGGAAUUCUGAGGAGCCACAAGGCGAACAUGAACUCUAAGCAUCUGCUGAUGAAGAGGCGAAAGGAUCUGCUGAAAUCUUUGGCCGAGAAGAAACUGCGACACUUGAAGACGGAAACGGAAGAGGAACCGGUACAGGAGGAGACCAACGAUGCGCAGGAGGCAGAGAACAACGAGCUCGACGACGAGACCAACGAGUCAGAAGUUCCUAACAAGAAGAAGCUUAAACUGCGGACAAGCAGGCGGAAGUUCCGUUCCGGAUUCGACUACAUUCGCAAGAAGAAGAAACCUUUGAAGAAGGACGAGACGUUACCUAAGGAAAGGAAGAGGCAAGUACUGGCCAGGCCCAGUCCAGAGUGCGUCGCUGAUAUUCAGUCGGAGAUUAGAACUUGGGUGAUCAAGAAGGGCGUCGGUGAAACGUUGCUGCAUCGUGCUGCUAGACUCGGUUAUACGGAUGUGACUGCGUACUGCUUAGAAAAGCUGAAUAACGCGCCGAGUCCGAAGGACAAUGCGGGCUACACGCCGCUUCACGAAGCCUGCUCAAAGGGUCACCUCGAUAUCGCGAAAUUGUUGCUCGCGUACGGUGCAAACGCCAGCGAAAGUGCCAACGGUGGAAUAAGACCACUUCACGAGGCAGCUGAAAAUGGUGCUACCGAACUCGUACGCCUGCUACUUUCCUAUGGUGCCGAUCCCCUAUUAGCCACUUAUUCCGGACAAACCCCGCUGAUGUUGGCUGCAGACACCGAUGCCUAUUCGAUCCUAGAACAACAUUUAGACGAUAUUCAGGGUCGCGCGAGCACAGCGUGGUCUUUUAGUGGCCCGUCUACUAUUUUCGACUCAGAGGACACCGGUUACAAUCCCCUCGACGAUGCGCCAAUAGGCAGUCCAGAGCCCGAGUUAGACGAGAUCGAGAUGGAAAUGGGCGACGUGAAUCUGCCAGUUCUCUUCUCUCUCACCAACGAUCCGGAUAAAUGGGUGUUGCUUCAGGACCUCAUGGCUGCGCUUCGAAUAAAGAGCAGGGACGCGUUACUGCGUCAAGUGAACCCUAAAGCUCAUACCGGCCCACCAGCCAUCGCUCACCGCGACGUCAUGAGGGAAUUAAAGCUUCAGGAUUUCCUGGAGCAGUCCCGUUGCUGUCACCUGCUCAGCGGCGGCGAACGAAUCAACGUGAGGGGGUCCAAGGUGACUCUGAUCAAGUACAACGACAAAGUGAGGUCCCUGUUGAACGUGGAGAAAGUGGUGAUCAGCCUAAGGUGACAGGAGGCGCCGCUGGGGCAGUCAUCGCCCCAGGCAAGACCGUCGACUUCCGCCACGAGGGAGACCCCGAAGAAGAGCUCGAGCAUUUCUCCUAAGCGCGAGAGGCAAGCCAGAACGCGACAGGGUAACAAGACAGCUGCUACGGAUUGAACGUGAAUCGGGAAAUUGUUUGCCGUGAAAAAGUCGUUCCACGCUCGAGACGCGUGUGAAAUUUUCCUUUGAUGCAGAUCCAUCUUUCCUCCCCGAUUCUGUUCCACGAGGCAACCGGGGUCGAAUGAACGGACAGGUGCGAAAAGUACGUUGUGUCGAAGAAUUCGAAACGAUCGCGGAGAAGAAGAGGGGGAAGGUCGUUCAACGGCAGUGCUUUCUGACGCGUUCUAUUAGCAGUAUUUAUUGACAGAUGUUCAACACGGAACACAGUGAUAUUUAAUCGAUAUGUCCCUUGCGAGCCAAGCGAUGAUCGAGUCUUCAACGACGUUUCUAGCUGAAGAUAGUCGUCCUGUUCGAGAGUCUUGUAUGAUACUUUUCUUUGCAAACGUGUUCGAUUCGGGCCAAAGGGCGGAGAGAAUUCGAACGCUCGUUGCUGAUGAAUCGGAGAACAAAGUUUUCGUGACGAGACAUCGUCGCAGCUCCAGUCGAAUAGCUUUUAAUCGCAAGAUUGGAAUCUGGUGGGCGUCCACGCGCUUAUUUUCAUCGCGUACUCGAUUAUUCGUUGAAGGAAUCGAUACUCAGAGAGAACUUGAAACUCCCCGUGAAUGGACGCCACGUGCGUUUCACGUUCUCGCCUCAUCGAUUACGGUUGUUUCGUUAAGUUAAAUCGGAAAACAAACGUUGGAACGUACGAAUCAUCGAAUUUUCAUCGGCUUCCUCACGUUACCACGUUGUUAAUUUCGUUUUGUUUUUUCUCCGUCUUUCUUUCCUUUUUUUUCUUUUUUUUUCUACUAGUACUAGCGAGUCGAUUAGAUUAUAAUUUCGGUUACGUGUUUACCGUUUAGAUUGUAAGCAAGCGUUUAUUAAUCGUCGAAAGAUGGAGCAUUUACGUUUUCCGUUAUCUUUUCUUUCUUUCUUUUUUUCUUUGGGAUGUGCAAUUUCGCGAGUCUGCUUUCUGUUAAACGAUUACCGACCGACAAACGCGAUCGAUCAGCGUCUGUUGGGUCUGAGAGAUAUAAGAAAAAUGGAUCGACUGUGUAAUAUUCAGUGUGCAAUAACUCUCAUCGAACUCGCGAUGAUUGAUCCUCGAAUUAGCGGUUUCCGUUGCAGAUUACGUUCAUUUGUCCGCCACGUUGGAACCGAGAAGGCAAUCGACGCGUUCACUGUUGCUUAGUUAUACUCGUUUCCCGAUUUCUCUUUAUCGUUAUCGACGUAUGUUAACGCGACGUUUACAUUUCUGUUCGUUCAAAGUUUAAUCUACCGAAUUGGUGAAUCGUUUUUCGUUGUCAGGUCGAGCGGUUGAUUUUCUCGUUGUCCUCUAUAUGUUAAUCGUUAAAGUACCAAUGAACGGUAAACGCGUCGAAGAUUGUCAUGUCCAGCACAGUGAACGUGUUCAAGGAUCAUCGACGCAUCCGGUCGGCGAAAUCGAAUUGCUCGUCGAAUGCGUCGGUGGAACCGAUCUCUACGUACUUAUACCUUCGAUAGCGUGCUGAAGUAUGGCCACGUCAGGAUGGAUGGUUGAAAGAGGCGAGAAAAACAGAAACAACUCCUACACACACAUACAUACACACACAAGCUUGUACAAGUUGUUGUUUAGCAAAAGCCAAGCACGCUCGCGCGCGCGCGCGUUUCAUUUGACUCCGUGUACAGAAGAUUAUCAGUCGUUCUGAUCAGUCUCAGGGAAAUAUCCGUAUGCGUAUUCUCGAUAUCCUAUGCGUUGCAUCGAUUUGAACAGGCACGCGGCCAGUCAUCGACCGAGUGGUCGCUCCACGGAUAAACGUGCGUCGAGAUGUCGUUAUCACGGUUUCCUUCGCGAUGUACAGUAGGGCAGAAAGAGAGAUACCGUAUCGUCUUGGAGCGUUUCCGGUCGACGACGAAGAUCGGCCGAUGGCUGGUCGCUCGCUCGCUGCUCGUUUUAAUUUUAUUUAGCCGACGAUUUCUAAACCGAAUAAUUACCGAAUAAUACCGUG
This is a messenger RNA of Eufriesea mexicana, 9956 nucleotides long. RefSeq names its product mucin-12. Gene Ontology annotation, biological process: negative regulation of transcription by RNA polymerase II. Lineage: Eukaryota; Metazoa; Arthropoda; Insecta; Hymenoptera; Apidae. The transcript has 9 exons. Gene Ontology annotation, molecular function: transcription corepressor activity; protein binding. The record is from RefSeq and is a predicted model, not a curated record. The coding region runs from base 1 to 7836 and encodes 2611 amino acids. Gene Ontology annotation, cellular component: nucleus.